Symbiodinium sp. CCMP2592 is the source of this 1224-nucleotide messenger RNA. The record is from the annotation of a GenBank genome assembly. Lineage: Eukaryota; Dinophyceae; Suessiales; Symbiodiniaceae.
AUGUUCUAUUGGUUUGUGGAGUCCCAACGAGAUGCUGCCAAUGCGCCCGUGAUUCUUUGGACGAACGGUGGUCCUGGUUGCAGUGGGCUGGCUGGCUUCCUGACCGAGCAGGGUCCGUUCCGAGUCAAAGCAGAUGGGAAAACCCUGUCGGUGAACCAUCUUGCAUGGAACAAGAUCGUCAACAUGGUUUUCAUUGAGCAGCCGGUUGGCGUCGGCUUCUCAAAAACAGACAAGGAGAUUCAAUAUGGUGACCAUCAGGCAGCAGAAGACAACUUCAAAUUUGUUCUUGGCUUCUUCAAGCGCUACCCAGAAUACAAGGGAAACGACUUCUACAUUUCCUCAGAGUCCUAUGGCGGACAUUACAUGCCGACCCUGGGCAAGCUUCUUGCUGACAGAGAUGAUGUUCCAUCCUUUCGUGGAAUUUUCUUGGGCAAUCCGCUGACAUACAUGAUGUACAGAGACUACGGUCAGUACGGAACUGCAUGGGGCCAUCAGCUGCUGCCGGCUCCUUUGUGGAUGCAGUAUGACGCAGCGAAGUGUGCAACAACAUUCCCGGCUUCAGAGGCAUGCCAGAAGGUCACAGCCGAGAUGGACACUAUCCUGUCCGGCUUCGAUGUGUAUGCCUUGGGUUUCCCAACAUGCGACCAUGGAACAGCUGCGGGCCAGCAGGAGCGUCUCCAGUUGAUGGGCAAGGUAAAUCAGGCCAAAGGUGACCUCCCACCUCCUUACCAGCCAUGUGCGAGCGACCUCGGGGAGAAAUACUUGAACUUGCCCGAAGUGCAGACGGCCAUUCACGCCCAGCACACCGAAUGGGGAGACUGCUCGCGAGUAGUGGGACGUCACUACAAUUCGACAGAUCUCAAUGAGCCAAUGAUGCCGUACUGGCAACAUCUGAUCCAGAAGGGCACGCUCAAUCUCAUGAUCUAUUCUGGAGACGACGAUGCCGUUUGCGCUACCCUGGGAUCCCAGCAGUUUGUUUGGGACUUGGGCUAUGCGCCCAUGGAAGGAAAAUCCUGGGUUCCGUGGACAGUUCAGCACCAGACGGCUGGAUUCCGCACAGAGUUUGCCGUCCCAUCAAAAGCAGGGGCUUCGGCGUCCUUCUCCUUCGUCACGGUCCACGGCGCUGGACACAUGGUGCCUGCCACACAGCCCGCAAGGUCGCUGGCUUUGCUGAAAUCCUUCCUGGGCAUGGAAAUCGAAGACGCUACUCUUCUGGCCGAGUGA